AAUCGUAAAAAUGGCCCUUCAUCUUCGUGAACUUGGAAAAACUGGUGUAAAAAUUCCUGCAAUCGGUUUUGGAUGUAUGGGUAUGAGUGAUUUUUACGGUUCAUCUGAUGAACAAGAAAAUAUUAAAGUUUUGAAUCGAACAUUGGAAUUAGGAUGUAACUUUUGGGAUACUUCCGAUGUGUAUGGGAGUGGUGCGAAUGAGAUUCUCAUUUCAAAAGUUCUUAAAGACCGUCGUGAUGAUGUUUUUAUUUGUACAAAGUUUGGUAUAGUUCGAGAUCCAAAUGUUUUAAAUGUAAUUGCAUCAAAUGUAACGGGUAAACCUGAAUAUGUUCGUAAAGCUUGUGAUAAUUCUCUGAAAAGAUUGGGAAUAGAUUGCAUCGAUCUUUAUUAUCAACAUCGCGUGGAUCCUGAUACACCUAUUGAAGAUACUGUUGGUGCUUUAGCAGAACUUGUUAAAGAAGGAAAAGUUAAAUAUAUCGGUCUCUCUGAAUGUUCUGCGGCAACUCUUAGACGUGCUCAUAAAGUUCACCCUAUUGCCGCUGUUCAAAUCGAAUAUAGUCCUUGGUCUCUUGAUAUUGAGACAAAUGGAAUUAUGGAGACUUGUAAGGAAUUAGGUAUCACUAUAGUAGCUUAUGGUUCACUUGGACGUGGGUUCCUAACAGGAAAAUAUAGAUCUAUCGAUGAUUUUGAACCGGGAGAUGUUAGGAGAACUCAUCCUCGUUUUCAACCUGAAAAUUUUGCUAAAAAUCUAAAACUUGCAGAUAAAUUUGCUGAAUUUGCAAGUAAAAAAAGCAUAACAGCAGGUCAACUUUGUUUGGCUUGGGUUCUAGCUCAGAGUGAUAAUAUUGUUACUAUUCCUGGUACGAGAAGUAUUAAAUAUUUAGAAGAAAAUCUUGAAGCAGCAAAAGUUCAACUUAAUUCCGAAGAAUUAUCUGAAAUUAGGCAAAUAAUUGAUUCUUUUGAAAUUAUUGGUGAAAGAUAUACUUCUAUGGGUAUGAAGAAUUAUAUAGUAUUUAGUAUUUAAUAUGUAUUUAUGU
This is a messenger RNA of Rhizophagus irregularis DAOM 181602=DAOM 197198, 1037 nucleotides long. RefSeq lists its product as uncharacterized. Gene Ontology annotation, cellular component: cytoplasm. Lineage: Eukaryota; Fungi; Glomeromycota; Glomeromycetes; Glomerales; Glomeraceae. The record is from RefSeq and is a predicted model, not a curated record.